AUGCCGCCAAGAGGUAGAGGACGUGGAAGGGGUGUUCCACUCAACCCACCCGCCACCAUUGAACAGCUACUAGCAGUCCAGACGCAGCUCAUGGAAGCCCUGGUGAACAACCAACAGAAUCAUCCAAUCGGAGGAGCACCACCGCGUGAUAAGCGGGGUGAAUUUUUGAAAGGUCAUCCCCCUGUGUUCACACAUGCUACUGACCCACUGGAGGCAGAUGACUGGCUUCGAGCAGUGGAGAAGCAACUCAACAUAGCACAGUGUGAUGAUAGGCAGAAGGUGUUGUUCGCAUCUGGACAACUUCAGGGAGAAGCUCAGACAUGGUGGGAGUCGUUUGAGUAUGGACGACCUCCCAAUGCACCUGCUAUCACAUGGCUAGAGUUCAAGGAGAACUUUAGGUCCUAUCACAUACCUGAAGGGUUAAUAGAACUGAAGGCUGAGGAGUUCCGGAAUUUGAAGCAGGGGUCUAUGACAGUUCCAGAGUAUAGGGACAAGUUUGCUCAGUUGUCGCGCUAUGCUCCCAGUGAGGUGGCUAAUGAUGCUGAUAAACAGCGCCUCUUUUUGAAGGGAUUGUAUGAUGGGCUCCAACUCCAGCUGAUGUCCAAUGAAUACCCCAACUAUCAGACGCUUGUGAACCGUGCUAUCGUGGUGGAUAACAAGCGUAAGGAGAUGGAUGCUAAAAGAAAGAGGAUGCAGGGACAGGCCUCCGGAAGUAAUACUCGUCCACGCACCAACCAGCAGCAAGGUUCUCAGCAAAGGUACCAAGGACCACCUUCACAGUGGAAUCGUGGUCAGUACCCCCAGCGCAAUCAGUUCCAGCAGCGCCGCAGUAUCAGCAGAAUCAGCAGCAGGGCAAUCAGCAGACGUCACGCCAGGGUACGCCCAGUAACACUCCGAUGA
Messenger RNA from Sorghum bicolor (sorghum), 900 nucleotides. RefSeq lists its product as uncharacterized. Lineage: Eukaryota; Viridiplantae; Streptophyta; Magnoliopsida; Poales; Poaceae. The record is from RefSeq and is a predicted model, not a curated record. The transcript has a single exon. The coding region runs from base 1 to 900 and encodes 299 amino acids.